UAAGGUUUGGUUCACCAUAUUGGAUAAAAUGUUCAUCAUUACGUUGCUCUGUGUUUAACAGCCUGUCAUGCCGGUGACAAGUAAUCGCCUCUGUCGCGGUGCCUUCCUGCUCCAUCGAUGACAACAGGACUCCGCGACACGUUCUGGACGGAAAGGAGGGAUUACUGUUUUGGUUUGGAAACACUGAGACCCAGGAGCUAGCACUGAGCUGUCACAUUCACUACCGCGGUGGUCUUUUCCACUUAUAAGACUCUCCAUGCAAGCGUUUUGAAGGAUUGAACUUUUUCUUCACACCACUCAGUGACUCUGGGUGAACUUUGAGGACAGCUUGUGUGUUACAACAGGCAAAGACUGUCGAUGGGGGAAGAAAAUUGUCUCCUGCUAUUUUGAGGCAUGCUCGAUGCUCGUUCGCUGUCAAAAUGAAGAGGAUUUCUGAGAAGGCGGCCACCUCUGUAGUUGAGUGUAAUAUGUGAGUGAGGUGGGUCACCAAGGCCUGGGCCUGCCUGCUCUAGUGGGCCCUGGGUGAGGAUACAUCUCCUCUGUACCGGAUCAACAGCCGAUAAUUAGGGCUCGGAGAUUACCACUGUUUACAGAGGACCUAUUUGGCCUGCACGCUUCCGAGGAAAGGGAGGCUUUCGAUUGGAAUAAUUGAUGCAAUUUCCAAGCAGCCUGGAGCCCAGGUGGCGAGAACGGCAACACUGCUGGACCAGAGCGUCUGGCAAACUUGGACACUUCGAAAAAGAUGAGAGCUCAGUUUCCAAUGUGACAAGCGUAAAACUGGACUAUAAGGAAGAAGCAGACUUUCAGCAGAAGGGAGGGGGUUCCAGCACCAUCAUGAGGGACAUUUAGGGCCUCCGUUUUUAUUUAUUGAGGGGUGGGCGGGUUGUUUUCAUUUCAUUUCUUUAGGUUUUUCAUUGUUGGUCGUAGGUAUUGGUGCUUAGAAGACUUGGGUAGUCAUUUUCACAUGCCUGUUAUUCCCUCCCUGCUAUCCAAGUGGUGUGGAUUUGGAUUAGCUCCUUGUUGAACCAGAAUGGAAGGAUUCCCUGUAGUAAAAGGCAACCGAUGAAUCUAAACCCCUAGUACUGCUAUGUUUAUGUUCCCUAGAAGUUUCAUUGAUUGUAAUAUAGGAGCCUGGUAGCCACUAUCAUCAUUUCGACUUAGCAGUGUCUCUAUUAGUGAAUGACUCUUCUUGGCACAACAGCUUCAAAUGUUACAAAAAUGAUGGCUGCAUACAAUGGUGGCUCCUCAGCUGUGGCUGCCCAUCACCCUCAUCACCACCAUCAGCUGCAGCAUCUCCCGCCUCCACACAUGCAUCACCACCACCACAUGGGCCAGCAUCACUUACAGCACCCGGGCUCGGCCGCUGCCGUUCACACCAUCCAGCAGCACACCUCCACUGCCACCGCCGCCGCUGUGAUGCUACACCCUGGUCAGCAGCAACCUUACUUCCCAUCUCCGGCUCCCGGACAGGCCCCCGGGCCUGCGGCAGCCGUUGCUCCUGCCCAAGUUCAAGCUGCCGCUGUCAAAGCUCACCAUCACCACCAUCAUCAUCAGCAGCACACACACCACCUACAACAGCAGCUUGAUAUAGAGCCUGACAGGCCUAUCGGCUAUGGUGCGUUUGGGGUUGUCUGGUCAGUCACAGAUCCCAGAGAUGGAAAGCGAGUUGCUCUCAAAAAGAUGCCCAAUGUCUUCCAAAACCUUGUUUCUUGCAAGAGGGUAUUUCGGGAACUGAAGAUGCUAUGUUUCUUUAAACAUGAAAAUGUGCUCUCUGCUCUUGACAUCCUGCAACCUCCACACAUUGACUACUUUGAAGAAAUAUAUGUAGUGACAGAACUGAUGCAAAGUGACCUCCAUAAGAUCAUCGUGUCCCCGCAGCCUCUGAGCUCAGACCACGCCAAAGUUUUUCUCUAUCAGAUUCUUCGAGGAUUAAAGUACCUUCAUUCUGCUGGCAUUCUUCACCGAGACAUUAAACCUGGCAACCUGUUGGUCAACAGCAACUGUGUACUGAAGAUCUGUGAUUUUGGUCUGGCACGAGUGGAGGAGACAGAUGAGUCGCGGCACAUGACUCAGGAAGUGGUGACACAAUACUACCGGGCCCCAGAGAUCUUGAUGGGGAGCCGUCACUACUCCAACUCCAUCGACAUUUGGUCUGUAGGCUGUAUCUUUGCUGAGCUGCUGGGGCGAAGAAUUCUCUUCCAAGCCCAAAGUCCCAUCCAGCAGCUGGAUUUGAUCACUGACUUGUUGGGGACUCCUUCUAUGGAGGCGAUGAGGACAGCAUGUGAAGGAGCUCGUGCACACAUUCUCAGAGGACCUAACAAACAGCCAUCCCUUCCUGUUCUUUACACACUGUCCAGUCAAGCGACUCAUGAAGCUGUCCACCUCCUCUGCAGGAUGCUGGUAUUCGAUCCGUCGAAGCGGAUUUCAGCAAAGGAUGCCCUGGCGCACCCUUACCUGGAUGAGGGCAGACUGCGCUACCACACAUGCAUGUGCAAAUGCUGCUACACAACAUCCUCUGGCCGCGUCUACACAAGUGACUUUGAGCCUGUCACCAACCCCAAGUUUGAUGAUGGCUUUGAGAAGAAUCUAAGCUCUGUGAGACAAGUCAAAGAGAUCAUCCAUCAGUUCAUUUUGGAACAGCAAAAGGGGAGUCGGGUACCACUCUGCAUCAACCCACAGUCGGCUGCUUUCAAGAGCUUUAUCAGUUCCACAGUGGCUCAGCCCUCUGAAAUGCCUCCUUCUCCACUGGUGUGGGAAUAGUUGCUGUAGUGAGUGUGGUCAUCUUUUCCAACUGUGAAGAUGCUAAAAUGGAAUCAUGAAAGCAUCUCAAUGUCUUCUGUCAUCUGGGGUAGCAUUUCACUGGAUAGCAGGGCUCCACGUUCUGCUGGUCAUAUGUAUCCACUAAUUACCGCUAUAUGCGGGUGUAUUAGAAGGUUGCAAAUUUAUGAAAAAUGCUCUGUAGACCAAAUCAGAAUGUGGUAUAUAUGUCAUGUACAAUAUCAUCGACUAAGAUAACAUUUUGCAUCAUACUGCUACAUAAUGAAGUACAUUUGUUUUUAUGUAUAUAUUUAAAAACUGAUUUGUAUUUUAAAAAUGUGCUUUUCAUAAGCUGUGAUUGUGAGUUUCCCCCCUGUGACAAGGUUUAUAGUACUACAGCUGUCUUUUCGUCUGCACUGUUAAGUUACCAAAUUGGCAUGAAAACCAACUCAACCUAAUAUUCAGACAAUCAAUUGUAGCUGCAUCAUCAGAUUUUAGGAACUUUUAAGUUCCCGUUUUUAUGGAACAAUGUUCCUGGGCCCAUUGAUACAUUAACUGAUACUUGUAAUAGGAGUUUCUUACAUCCUGUACUCCAGAAUUUUUUAACUUCUAGUAACUAUUAAUUACCAAAGAUGAGGAGACACACACACAAGCAAAAACAUUGAUUGUGUGCAAAAUGGUUGUUGUUGGAUAUCAGGCCAAUUUUAAAGGAAGUAAAGUAUUUUUGAAAUGAACAUUUUUGACAAAGAAACAUAUUUUAGGGGUACAUCCUUCCACUGUCUACCCAUGAAUCACACUUUGUAUCUGUUUUAAGAGCAAAUUUUAAUGAAGGAAAUAUCAAUUUAGCUAUUUCAAAAGUGUUCUAGCAUACAGGAAAGUAAUUGAUUUAAAAUGUAUGAAGUUUUACACUUAAAAUGUAUGCAUUUUGUUAUGCCUGCAUUUUAAGAGGCGAUAUACAGUGGAAAAUAUAAAAAAAUAUUCAGAUCCACUUAAAAUUUUCACUCGUUAUUGCAGCCAUUUGUUAAAAUCAUUUAAUUUUCUCCCUCAUUAAUGUACACACAGCACCCCAUAUUGACACAAAAAAACAGAAUUGUUGAUUUUUUUUUUUUUUUUCAGAUUUAUUAAAAAAGAAACAUUUUAAUAUCACACAGACGUAAGUAUUCAUUCUUUACUGUGACACUCAUAUUUAACUCUGGUGUUGUCCGUUUCUUCUGAUCAUCCUUGAGAUGGUUCUACACCUUCAUUUGAUUAUACUGACUGGAGUUGAUUAGGAAAGCCACACACCUGUAUAUAUAAGACCAUACAGCUCACAGUGCAUGUCAGAGCAAAUGAAAAUCAUGAGGUCAAAGGAACUGCCUGAAGAGCUCAGAGACAGAAUUGUGGCAAGGCACAGAUCUGGCCAAGGUUACAAAAAAAAUUCUGCUCCAUUUAAGGUUCCUAAGAGCACAGUGGCCUCAUAAUCCUUAAAUGGAAGACGUUUGCGAUGACCAGAACCCUUCCUAGAGCUGGCCGUCCGGCCAAACUGAGCAAUCGGGGGAGAAGAGCCUUGGUGAGAUGGGUAAAGAAGGACCCAUACAUCACUGGCGGAGCUCCAGAGAUGCAGUCAGGAGAUGGGAGACAUUUCUAGAAAGUCAACCAUAACUGCAGCCCUCCACCAGUCGGGGCUUUAUGGCAGAGUGGCCUGACGGAAGCCUCUCAGUGCAAGACACAUGAAAGCCCGCGUGGAGUUUGCUAAAAACACCUGAAGAACUUCCAAGAUUGUGAGAAAUAAGAUUCUCUGGUCCGAUGAGAGCAAGAUGGAACUUCCAUCCAUUUUCUGAGCCGCUUCUCCUCACUAGGGUCGCGGGCGUGCUGGAGCCUAUCCCAGCUAUCAUUGGACAGGAGCGGGGUACACCCUGAACUGGUUUCCAGCCUAUCGUAGCAAGAUAGAACUUUUUGGCCUUAAUUCAAGUGCUAUGUGUAGAGAAAACCUGGCACUGCUCAUCACAUUUCCAAUACAGUCCCAACAGUGAAGCAUGGUGUCGGCAGCAUCAUGCUGUGGGGGUGUUUUUCAGCUGCAGGGACAGGACGAUUGGUUGGAAUCGAAGGAAAGAUGAAUGCGGCCAAUUCCAGGGAUAUCUUGGACGCAAACCUUUUCCACAGCGCUCAGGACCUCAGACUGGGCCGAAGGUUCACCUUCCAACAAGACAUUGACCCUAAGCAUACAGCUAAAAUAACGAAGGAGUGGCUUCAGAACAACUCCCUGACUGUUCUUAAAUGGCUCAGCCAGCGCCCUGACUUAAACCCAAUUGAACAUCUCUGGAGAGACCUGAAAAUGGCUGUCCACCAACCUUCUGCAUCCAACCUGGCAGAACUGGAAAGGAUCUGCAAGGAGGAAUGGCAGAGGAUCCCCAAAUCCAGGUGUGAAAAACUUGUUGCAUCAUUCCAAGAAAGACUCAUGGCUGUAUUAGCACAAAAGGGUGCUUCGACUAAAUACUGAGCAAAGGGUCGGAAUACUUAUGGCUGUUUUGUCAAUAUGGGGUGCUGUGUGUACAUUGAGGGGAAAAAUUAACUUAAAUGAGUUUAGCAAAUGGCUGCAAUAUAACAAAGAGUGAAUUUAAGGGGGUCUGAAUACUUUCCGUACCCACUGUAUUCAGACAGAUUUUAUGUGAGCAGCACCUGCCAUUUUUUUAAUUGGGUUAAUUCGCGUUUACAGUAGUCGAGUAGCACCUGAAAUUAAGGUUAAGUUCUUCAAUGGGCAAAAAGCUGGAUGCAGGCCUUAGCUUCUUUGUUAGGCGCUCGUGAGUUUAGCAUGCUAGUAUGGUAAACAAACAUGCUUUGUGGAUUUAAAUUAAUGACUUGUUCAGUUAAGGCCACAUUUGAUUGCACCCACACAUGCCACGUGAAGAACAUAACGAGGCAAUGUGUCGCAAAUACAGCAGCUGAAACAAGUAUUUAACACGUCACCAUUUUUCUCUUUAAAUAUAUUUCCCAAGGUGCUAUUGACAUGAACAUUUCACCAGAUGUUGGGAACAACCCAAGUAAUCCAUACAUACAAAAAUGUAGAACAAAUAAACUCAGAAAUUAAGUUGUGUGUAAUAAUGGGAAAUUACACUUGGAAAAAGUAUCGAACACCCCAACUGAUAUUUAUUUAAUACUUUGCAUAACAGCCUUUGUUUGCAAUGACAGCUUCAAGACGCCUCCUUUAUGGAGAAACUAGUCGCAUGCAUUGCUCUGGUGUGAUUUUGGCCCAUUCCUCCACACAAGCAGUCUUCAAAUCUAGAAGGUUCCUUGGGCUUCUUUUAUGGACCUUGAGUUUCAGUUCUUUCCAUAGAUUUUCAGUGGGAUUCAACUCAGGUGAUUGGCUGGGCCAUUCUAGCAGCUUUAUUUUUUUGUUGUCUUUGAAACCAAUUGAGAGUUUCCUUGGCAGUAUGUUUUGGACCAUUAUCCUGCUGAAAUGUCCACCCUCGUUUCAUUUUCAUCAUGCUCAUAAAUGGCAGCAGAUUUUUGUCACUAACGUCUCUGUACAUUUGCCCAUUGUUCCUUCCUUCAAUAAUGUGAAGUUUACCAGUACCAUUUGCUGAAAAUCAACCCCACACCAUCAUAUUCCCACUUCUGAACUUCCCUGUUGGUAUGGUGUUUUUAGGGUGAUGCGCAGUGCCAUUUCUUUUCCAAAUGUGGUGUGCAUUAUGGCAUCCAAACAGUUAAAUUUUGCUCUCAUCAGACCCGACUAUAUUCUCCCAGUAUUUAACUGGCUUGUCCAAAUGUCGUUCAGCAAACUUUAAACGAGCUUUGACAUACUUUUCUUUUAAGCAAUGUGGUGAGCGUACAUACAGGCUAUGGCGGCGGAGUGGAUUACUCACUGUUAUGACAACAGUACCUGCUAAUUCCCGUUUUUUUUAAGCUCUCCACAGGUGGGCAUUGGCACUUGGACAACUCUUCUGAUUAUUCUUUGCACUCCUCUGUCAGAAAUCUUGCGAGGAGCAUCUGAUCAAACAAAUUUAUAGUGAUAUAAAUGACUUUCCACUUACGUAUUAUGGCUCCAACCGUGCUCACUGGAACGUUCAGAAGCUUAGAUAUGUGCCUGUAACAAAUGCCAUGGUUAUGUUUUGCAACAAUUAAUUUGUGAUGGUCUUGAGACAGCUCUCUACUCUUACCCAUCAUGAGAUGUGUCUUGACUCACAGCUUUGCAAUGAGACCUUUUUGUCGGCCAUCAGUUAGGACUGAACCAGCUGAUAUUCAUUUGCAUUGACAAGGGUCGGGAUUGCUGUUUGAUUAUUGUUAGAUUUUAGGUGUUGUCUUGGCUUUCCAUGCCUUUUUGCACCUCCCUUUCUUCAUGUGUUCAAUACUUUUUCCCUGUGUUAUUUCACAUUUUUACACACAACCUAAUUUCUGAGUAUAUUUGUGCUACUUUCUUUGAAUGUAUGGAUUACCUGGGUUGUUCCCAACAUCUUUUCAGGUCAAUAGCACCUUUAGAAGUACAUUUAGUGAGAAGAAUUAUGUAUUAAAUACUUAUUUCAGCCACUGUAGGGUUGGCCUAGCAAAAUAGCUUAAGUAUGCUAAUAUUGUAUCCUUAUUAAAAUUUUACAGUGAUACAAAUAACACUUGGUUAACCACGGUUAAUGUUAAAACAAAAAGAACAACACUUCCUUAAUUUUAACAUUGUUUUUGGUAUGUUUUAUUUUUCCUAUUAUUAUUUUCUUGAGACUCCUUACUGCGGCUGAUCCUUCUUUUGGAUUAAGUGUUGCAAAAAUUCCCGAUUUAAAAACCAAAAACACUGUAGCCCCUAUUUUGUGACUGGCGUAAAUCCGUGGCAGAGGGCGGUGUAGCUUUGCACCAGGGGCGGUUUAGAUCGCUGUUGUGAAUUUCGUAGAGCAGCCACUGUUGGCGUGUUUAAGACCGACUUCAUUCACCACCAAUCAAAGCGGUCGUUCCCUUUUAAUGUCUCGAUGGAGACAUCUCUGUGAGGAAGAGCAGGAUGCGUAAUCGCAGCGAUCCACGCAUUGUCUCCUCUCGUGGCCUGUGUGACAACAGACAACGUGAGCGGGGUACCCUUCUUAAAUACAGAAUGAGCUGGUGGUAACCGCUGGCAACUUAAAUAUAUCUGCAAACCUCAGUAUGUCUGCCUGUGCCCCGAUCAAAGCUUAGCAUAGACUGGUCUGCCAAAUUCGCAAACACACGCAGAGAGCCUUACGCUUGCAUGAAAAUCUGAAUCCACCAGGAUUUGCGCCCCGCUGCAGUUGCGCCAUCUAUGGAAAUAGAGCCCUCUGAUUAGAUCCUUGUUGAACGGAGGUCUUGUUGAGGUAUGUUGAUAUCUCAACCCUAACCCGUGUGCAAGCAGUUUGAAGUCUAAAUUUUGCCAAUAACAUAUUUUACACAAAAAUGUUGGUCUGUUUUGAUGUUUUCUACUUGUGCACCUCCUAAUUUAAUGGCCAAAUCCCAAACUCACUCAAAGUGAGCAACGAAAAAGAAAUCUAGAAAGAUUUCUGCAUUCCCUCAUCCUACUGUGAGCUUUUCCUUGACUCACUGUAUUUCUCUAUACAUGUCGAAUCGGCAUUCCAAAAUUCACUGCUUAUCAGUCCAUUUAUUUGCCAUCUGUCUGUCUUUAAAUAUGAUAGAAUAAUGAAUUAAAUUGUAUCGAAAAAAGCAACGGCAAGUGAACAGAAAUGUUCAUCAAAACUAUUCUCUAAAGAAAAAAGAUGUAGCAGGUUUUCUACUUAUCAAAUGAAUUGAGACCCUUUGGAAACUUAAAAACAAAUCCAUCUCACAGAACUACUUCCAGGUGUGGAAGUUAGUUCAUUUGUAUGCUGCAGACCGUUUUUCUAGUACUGUAUCACACUUUUCAAACGGGAUGUGAUUCCCUUCUGCAAUUACAAUUUAAUUCCCAUUUGCCAUCCUUCUUUCACUUAGUCCAUGUCAUACUAACCCUAACCCUAACAGAGACAGGAUCAUUUUAGCUAAGAUGGUGGUGAGGUACAAAAAAUAAUUACAGAGAAGUGUAAGCUUCGAAAUAAAGGAAGCUGAGAAAAGUGGUAUUUUACAGCAGGCAAGAUCCAGUCUUCCCUAGGAAUCUGCCUAUUUUUAAACAUUUCUUAUAUGAUUGUUCUUCUAAGGACCAUAUGGAUAAAUGCAGACUUGUCAUCAAAAAGAAAAUGCACCAUACUAGAAACGAGUAAAACCAGCAAUAGCAUACUCUCAAGGUUGUAAUUAGUGUACUUGAAUAUAUCACCAUUUACUAUUGACUCUCUCUAUUCAUAGGUCAUUUUUAAAGAGCAUAAACAGGAAAUAAGUAGCAUUAACAUUUUUUUUCCCGAAAGGUAAUAAGAUUCUGAGGUCUUCCCAGCACCUUGUACACCGUGUUGUACGGUACUUGUACACCGUAUCCAGAAAAAAAAUCUUUGAAUUAAUAUAUUUUUAGAUUUUCUAUCCUGUUCUUGUCCUAAGGCAUGUGUUCUCCUCUCACCUCAGAAGUAUGGUUAUGUAUAUAUGUGAAAUAGAGAAGCUAAUAUACACACAACCUAAAAUGUACCACUGUAUAGAAAUUGUAUUAGCCUGCACAUUUCUAAGGCUGUGAAGUUAAUUUUAUUUUUAAACCUUGCAUACAAAUGUAUAUAUUUUCUUUAUUUUUACCCUGCAACUAUUAAAUCUAGAGGACAAAUAAUGCUGUCCAGUGGAAUACACAGUAAUGUCAGCUGUAUGUUGUGUGUACAGCAGAUUUGUAGACAAGUAUAAGAAGCCUUGUUUCGUUAUUGAUGUUCACCCUGUCGUUGCAGCAACACUGCGUGAAUUUGUAUAUAAAGGAUUCACCGUGUUGGUCUCUACCUCUUGAGCUCUCUAACUUGGUUUUGUUUACCUCCAUACGCUCAUGGAGAUGAAUCAAAAACAUUUGAAUGUCCAUUCAAGCUUUUAUACAGAAAUGAUCUAAUCUUUGGCCCUACCACUCACCACCCCUUACGUUCUACAAAGCAUUCAACUCCAAAUUGAAUUCAUCUGUUUUUUGUUUUUUUUUUGCCAUUUCUCAUCAAUGGCCAAGGGUUACCUGACUGUUAGCACAUUUUGGCUCCAUAAUAAUAAUAUGACAUUAGCUUUUGGCGAGGAAGAGUUGCUUCUUAACCCCAAAUGGCUGUGUGUUCAAAGCUCAGUGUCAAGGAUGUAAAUAGAUGCCUAAGAAAACCAUGACAUUUUAAAUGUACACUUUACAAAGCGUGUACUGUACUUGUAUGGAAGGAUGUUUAUGCUGUUGGAGUUUUAGCAACCAUAACCAAAAUGGAAGCAAUCAUUAGAAUCCAGAAUGUGACUUAAGCUAUGAAUUAGCAUGUUAGCUUUGGUUUUUUUUUUUUUUUAAAAAAAAAAAAAAAAAAAAGGGAGAGAAAAGGCAUGCACAGCGCAUUCAGAAAGUGGUCACCCACCCUUUGUUUUCGGUUAGCUGCUGCCUUGUGCAAAAAAUGACUAAUGAUUAAAAAGCUGCAAAAUAAUACACAAUUUUAGUAUCUGAAAUACAAAGGUGCUCGAACUAAGGAGUUUUUUUUUAGACAAGCUGGCGGCUGGCUAAUAAUCUUGCCUCGUUUUGGGUGCAAUGACUUGCGUUACGAGUGCGCUUCUGACCCCCCACUGUGCCAGCGCAGUGAACAAAUAAGAGCAAUGAAGGUGGAACCUCGGUUCACUAACAAAUUGAUUUACAAACACAUUUGUCGGACAAAUAUUGCUUGCUAUGCUUUCUGACAGCCAUGCUGAAUGCUUAGUUGAGUUUUUGUGAACGUGAUUCGCUCCGUGCCAUGUAAUAAAUUUUUUCCUUUCUGAAUUAGCCUUCAGUAUGGCUUGGAAGUAAGUGAAAAUUGCAAGGGAUUGUGCUGUUAGGAAGCCCUGGAAAGGGAGCAUGCCCUUCUGCUGAGCUCUCGCUGGUUAACUAAACCCUCUGUGUCCAAACUGCCACAGUUGCUGAGUAGAGGGAUGGAGGAAGUGUUCGAGGAGAGCUACAAAGCACUCUCCAGCACUUUUGACUUUAUGACACUUUACACACAAUUUUUAUGGUUUACAAUACUAUUUUUCUUCAUUAAAAACGUAGCAAAAAAAUGUUUUUUUAAGGCUUUGUAACGGGUUAAUAGCAUUCCCAUUCAUUCCAAUAGGGGGAAUUGAUUUGAGAUACAUCCAUUCAUUUUCUGUAUCGCUUAUCCUCACUAGGGUCCCGCGCGGGCGUGCUGGAGCCUAUCCCACCGAUCUUCGGGCGGGAGGCGGGGUACACCCUGAACUGGUCGCCAGCCAAUCGCAGGGCAAUUUGAGAUAUAUGAUUGAUUUAAGUCAUGAAGGUGGUCACACAAUGAGUUAAACUCGUAAGUCAGGGCACCAGUGUAUUACGUGGUUAGGCUGAAGGAGUUUAGGCCCACACUCACCAGAAAAAAAAAAAGGUUAAAUUACAAGACAAGACAGAUGUGUGAAUUAAAAAAAAAAAAAGACUUAUUAAUGGUAAAAUGUUGCAAGCAAUAAUUUGCAAUGUUAAGAAAAUAUUGUAGAAAUAUUACAAGAAAACAUGUUCAUCUUAAAAUAAUACAAUUUUAUUUUUGGAGAUGAGAGACAUAAUUUCAACUCUUGAAUUUAGAUAUUCCCACACAAACAAGCAAAUAGCUGAGACCAGCUUUAUAUCAGUGUGGCCUAAUAUUCCUUUUGAACGAUAUAACCUUUAGCUGUGACACUUUAACUUGGACCCAUCCAUUUAUAUUGAUCGUCUUUAAGACGUGCCACUGGAUAAAUUCAAAUUGAUUUGGAAGGGCACAUACACAAAAAAACUGGCACAAAACUGUUGAAACGAGUCUGAAUGCACAUUAAAUGAGGUACUGGCUGGAAUAUGGUGACAUCAGGUCCUCUGUAUGCUAUGCUAGGCUAAAUGGCUGCUUGUCUAUUUACUGGAGUAGUAAUAAUAAUAAUAAUAAUUGGCCUUCAACUUUUUCUUUAGUGACCUUUAUUUACAGAAAGACAAAGACGCAAUUGCCAAUAGAUACAACUUUGAGAAACUAGUAAGCAGUAUUAAUUCACAAUAAAAUACAUCAUGUAAAAAAAAAAAAAAAAAAAAAGUCACGAUAUGCACACGUAUGAAACUUGUUCAGACAUCUCUCUCUCUCUCUCUCUCUCUCUCUCUCUCUCUCUCUCUCUCUCUCUCUCUCUCUCUCUCUCUCUCUCUCUCUCUCUCUCUCUAUAUAUAUAUAUAUAUAUAUAUAUAUAUAUAUAUAUAUAUAUAUAUAUAUUUCAUUCUUCAUGCAUGCUGUCUCUUGACAACCUUUCCUUGAAAAGAUUUAAUCAUUUGAAGACAUACCGCAAGUCCUAAUUAAAAACUGAAUUGAAAUUUCUCAGGAAUGAACACAAACUGUCAAUGGUCCAAGUUGUGACUCUCCCUUGCCAUCGCUUACAUGACCUUGUGUCGAUAAUGCCUUUUGCUUUAUUUUGUGUUGGAAUGAAGUACUUGAAUCAAAUUAUAUUUCAAAUAACUGGCAUACCUUUUUGUGAAAAACUAACCACAAUUCUGCAAUCACUGGAUUUGUUUAAUUUGCCAUCUUAAAAAUGUUUGUACGAUGUUUGAUGUUUUAAUCAGAUGCAUUGUAACCUUGAAUGAGUCUGCAGUUUACAUACACACAAUAUACACUUAUCCUGUAUUUAUUACAUGAUUCCCUUCUAAACUGCAAAUCAAAGUUAAUGAUUAGGUAUCCACUUAGUGAUUGUCAUUUUGGAGAUCUAAAAUCUACCCAGAAGGUUCAUCUGGAAAAUUUUGACAAAAUUAAAUGUGACAUUUAAAGAAAUGCAUAACUUGUCUGACAGUUAUUUCUUAUGACCAGACUGCUUAGUUUGU
Messenger RNA from Phycodurus eques (leafy seadragon), 12574 nucleotides. RefSeq names its product nemo-like kinase, type 2 (gene nlk2). The transcript is spliced from 11 exons. Bases 1180 to 2760 code for a protein of 526 amino acids. NCBI's taxonomy places the organism in Eukaryota, Metazoa, Chordata, Actinopteri, Syngnathiformes, Syngnathidae. Gene Ontology annotation, cellular component: cytoplasm; nucleus. Gene Ontology annotation, biological process: intracellular signal transduction; protein phosphorylation. Gene Ontology annotation, molecular function: MAP kinase activity; ATP binding. The record is from RefSeq and is a predicted model, not a curated record.